AUGUUACUCAGGUUGCUGAGAACACCCAGACUAGCGAAUCGUUUGAGCAACCAGAUUGCUGUAUACACUUCCAGAAGGGCUAUAAUGUCAGUUGAAGACGUGGGAUUGGGUCUUAAGAGACCCUUGUCGCCUGGUGUUGGCGGCGGGUGUAAUGAAAAUGUUAAGGCUAUAGAGAAGAACGGUACUAAAGAUGUGUCCGGCAGCCCGGCCCCAAAGAAACCGAGAAACUCCAAUAAAAAGAAGAGAAAGUACAACAACAAGGAGCAGGAGCCUACUUCACCUUUUGGAGUGCUGAAAUUUGAAAUCGAAGAAAUUAUUGCGGAGAACGGGCUUGGUUUGGAGCAAAUUGCCAACCCCAUGACAGCCAUUCUGAACGAUGUGGAGAUCAAGGCCAUUUACAACCGGGUUGUUUCUGGAGUGAAACUGUUGAGAUACGCAUCAAAUGGUGAUUGUAUUGCGCUGAUUCCAUCCCCUGAAAAAGCAGUUAAUCCUGAGCAAACUCACCAGAUUGUUCUCGUUCCCUUUGGCAUACCUGGUGAAACGUGCAAGAUCAACAUCCACAAGUCGCACCCCAGUUACUGCGAAUCUGACCUGCUGGAGAUUGAAAAGGAGAGUCCUCUAAGAGAUAAUUCGUUGAUCAAGUGCAAAUACUUUGGAGCGUGUUCUGGGUGUCAAUACCAGGCCGUUUCGUACGACCAACAGCUCGAGUUCAAACGCCAAACCGUGAUCAACGCAUACCGUUUCUUUGCUCGUCAGUUGCACGAACAAAAGAGACUUCCCGAGAUCGGUCAGACCGUGGGAUCACCACUUGAGUACGGAUAUCGUACCAAGUUGACUCCACAUUUCGACAUGCCCAGAGCGGGACUCAAGCCCGGUGCCACGCGACCAAACCUUGGCUUUGGCAUGAAGGGCAGACCGACCUGGAGAAAAAUACCGGACAUGAACCCAGGUGCCAUCAUGGACAUCGAGGAGUGUGUGAUCGGAACCCCAAUCAUCAACGUUGGAAUGAGAAACGAGAGACGCAAUUUCGAGAACAAUUAUACGAAGUACAAGAAGGGUGCUACUUUUCUUCUCAGAGAAAACACCCGUACCGAAAACGAUCCGCUUGAGGACGGGUCCGUGGACCCUUCAGGAGAAAUCUCCAUACUAAAAGAAGAAAAUGUCACCUAUGGUGAGGUUUUGAAGACGUGUGUUACCAAUAAUGGCCAGAUUGUGAAGGAGGUCGUGGAAGGCUAUCAGUUUGAGUUUGUUGCCAAUGAAUUUUUCCAGAAUAACAAUUCUAUUCUUACAAAGAUUCUGGGACACGUCAGAGAGAGUUUACAAUUGGACCACAAAUCGGAGAAUUAUCUAAUCGACGCGUAUUGUGGUUCUGGUCUCUUCAGCGUGACGAGUGCCAGCUCUGUUGAGAGGGUUGUUGGUGUUGAAAUCAGUGAAGAGAGUGUAAGGUUUGCCAAGCGAAACGCGGAAUUGAAUGGAGUGGAAAAUGCAAGUUUUAUUCAAGGAAAAGCCGAAAAGAUUUUCCAGGGAAUUGACUUGCCUCACGAUAAAACUUCCAUCAUAUUGGACCCUCCCAGGAAGGGUUGUGAUGAAAUUUUCUUGAAGCAACUCGCAGACUUCAACCCCAAGAGAGUGAUCUAUAUUUCCUGUAAUGUGCACUCUCAGGCUCGUGAUCUGGAGUAUUUUUUGACUCAAACUGAAAACGGUGCGAAGUUCAGAGUGGAUAGUAUCAAGGGUUUUGACUUUUUCCCGCAGACCCAUCAUGUUGAGGGUGUUGCUGUUUUGAGCCGGAAGUAA
Molecule: messenger RNA, 1794 nt
Organism: Kuraishia capsulata CBS 1993
Lineage: Eukaryota; Fungi; Ascomycota; Pichiomycetes; Pichiales; Pichiaceae
Exons: 1
Coding region: 1-1794 (597 amino acids)
Biological process (GO): tRNA processing
Molecular function (GO): tRNA (uracil(54)-C5)-methyltransferase activity, S-adenosyl methionine-dependent
Source: RefSeq, a predicted model, not a curated record